Molecule: messenger RNA, 792 nt
Organism: Papaver somniferum (opium poppy)
Lineage: Eukaryota; Viridiplantae; Streptophyta; Magnoliopsida; Ranunculales; Papaveraceae
Exons: 3
Coding region: 125-652 (175 amino acids)
Biological process (GO): chloroplast organization; positive regulation of DNA-templated transcription
Source: RefSeq, a predicted model, not a curated record
UCUCCCCUCAUUCAUACACAGUAGGGAGAUUCUCUAUAUAAUGUGUUAAACAUUGGAUCUAGAGUCUAGACCAUAAGCAGUAGUAUUUGUUGUGCUCAUUAGAGAAUCAAUACAAACAACUGAAAUGAAAUCAUUAUAUCUAUCUUCUUCACAGAAUUAUUGUCCUCCUCAAUUCAGAGGUACACAAAACAUCACAACAAAUCAUCCUACAAACAACUUUGUAACAUAUAGAAAAGUGUGGGCUAAACAAGAGAAGGAUGAUGAGAAUGAGAAAGAAGAACCAAAAAAGAGAAAACAGUCUUUGUUUAGUAGUGUAACUGAAGCUUUAGAUUUUUCUCAAGUUAGGUCUGCUGAAGAUGCUGUACUUAUUGAAGAAGCUAGAGAUGCAACCAAGUCUGGAAAAAGGAUGAACCCUGAACAGUAUGGAGCCCUUCGUCGGAAAAUUGGUGGUACCUACAAGGACUUCUUCAAAUCAUAUGUUGAAGUGAACGGGGAAUACGUCGAAGAAGGUUGGGUAGACAAGACAUGUAAAGUCUGCAAGAAAGACACCAAAGGCGAACCAAGGCAAGUUGACAGCGCAGGCCGAUAUGUUCACGUUGCUUGUGUUGGUAAAUCCAAACCAGGCAACUUCUUUACUAGAUUAUUCUCAUAAAAUGGAGACAUUGUUGAAAAGUUACUCAAUUUUUCCGCCUCUCGUAAGAUUGUAUACAUGUUCUUUUACAUAUUAUCAAAGAACAACAUCCCUUGGCCGAGUCUCAAGAAUCUAAAUCGGUAUGUAUUUAAAAUUAUGCA